AGACAACGCCGUUUGAGUCGCGUCUGAUAAUAAAAAUACACAGUGAGCUCUCGCUUCUAGCCCUAGGGCGCUGCUCCCGAUUUUCUCUCUUCGGAUUGAUUUUUACUCAGCUUUUGUGAUUUUAGAGUGAAUUGUGAAAUGGGUUGGAAAGCUGCUGAGAAACUCAUUAGGCACUGGAAAGUUGUCAGAGGGGAUAAUGUUAUGAUAAUAAGGGGCAAAGAUAAGGGCGAGACUGGGACUAUUAAGCGUGUCAUUCGCUCUCAGAAUCGUGUCAUUGUUGAGGGUAAAAAUCUGGUGAAAAAGCACAUCAAGCAAGGGCAAGGUCAUGAAGGGGGCAUCUUUACAGUUGAAGCUCCAAUCCAUGCCUCCAAUGUGCAAGUUCUUGACCCAGUGACAGGGAAGCCUUGCAAGAUUGGACACAAAUAUCUUGAAGAUGGUACUAAAGUCAGAGUAUCAAGAGGAAUAGGAUCAUCUGGGUCCAUAAUCCCUCGGCCUGAGAUCUUAAUGAUAAGAACUACCCCACGACCUACUGUCCUUGGUCCCAAAGAUACUCCAAUGGAUCUUGUCUUGGAGAAGACUUACGAUGCUAAAACAGGAAGGGGCAUGCCUGAGCUUUAAGGAGAUUAGGUACCUUAUUCAAGUUAGGUAGUUGCUAUCAUGAUGAACAAGAUAUGGAGUGAGUUUGUCACAGGCUUUCUUUAUCGUGAUUCUGUUAAAUUGCUUUCAAAUUUCUGUGUUUAAUGUGAUCAUGAGUUUCCAAUAGCUAAAAAACUAAUAAUUUGUUUUUAUCUUUUCCUGUUCAAUUGAUGUGAUCUCCUUUUAAGGACGGUUACUUCACCUUCACUCCAUAAUUGUUGAAGUGAGUGGAAAUUGGAAAAAAAAAACUUGUUUGAUUGUUA
Molecule: messenger RNA, 899 nt
Organism: Glycine soja
Lineage: Eukaryota; Viridiplantae; Streptophyta; Magnoliopsida; Fabales; Fabaceae
Product: 50S ribosomal protein L24-like
Exons: 6
Coding region: 139-618 (159 amino acids)
Biological process (GO): translation
Cellular component (GO): ribosome; mitochondrion
Molecular function (GO): structural constituent of ribosome; RNA binding
Source: RefSeq, a predicted model, not a curated record